Messenger RNA from Cheilinus undulatus (humphead wrasse), 1485 nucleotides. RefSeq names its product cell division cycle-associated protein 7-like. NCBI's taxonomy places the organism in Eukaryota, Metazoa, Chordata, Actinopteri, Labriformes, Labridae. The coding region runs from base 211 to 1392 and encodes 393 amino acids. Gene Ontology annotation, cellular component: nucleus. The record is from RefSeq and is a predicted model, not a curated record. The transcript has 8 exons. Gene Ontology annotation, biological process: regulation of DNA-templated transcription.
CAUGAUUUAAUGGACGGUUGGCAGUGCGCAAGCGGAACAAGCUAGCUAAACCUCGAACUUAGCAGUUUGGGUACCUGUGGGCUUCACUUCCAUCAGAAAUUAAAAAGAAAAGUCAACAUUUCUAUCUUAUUUUUCGGGCUAAAACAAAUUUUAAACCAAUUAGGCAUUUUUUAUUUUUUAUAAAUAUUUCGACAGGAAAGGAUUUUAGGUAUGAUCUCUGUCAAAAAAGAGUUAGCAGUGGCUAGUGUUUUCUCUGAGGAGUCUGAAAAUGAGCGAACAUUUUAUGGAUUUUCCGAUAGUGAACUCGAUAAGGAGAUUACAAUGGAAGAUGAUGAAGCCCAGCCUGAGCUCAUCCUGAAAAAGAGGGCCAAACCAUCUUCAGGGACCCAACCCUUUAGGCUGAGGGUGGCUCUCCGCUCUUCACAGUCUGCUUAUGAUGAUGAUGAUGGUAAUGAGGAGGUUGUGGAUGAAAAGAGGACCUUAAAGAGAGGGCUGAAGAAGGCAAGAAGCACAAGCCGUGCUAAGAGAACAAGACCUGAUCAAUUUGAAGCAGACAAUGAGGAUGCAGAAGUGGCUCAGCCGUCCCCUGCUGAGGGGCAAGGAUCUGAUUCAGCAGAGGAUACUGCUGAUUCUUUCCUGGCCAAGAGACAGCAGAACAUCAUGGCCAACAAAGCAAUGUUGGCUCAGCUGAUGGCAGACCUGCAGAAGAUGCCAGGAGGAGCAGGGUUUCUGAAAAAGCAAGAGACCAAACAGAAAACAAAAGGGAAAACCUCUCGUCCACCACGCUCUGGGGGAGAGUCCAGGAGGAACCCAGAGCGGGCUUCUCGCAGAUUGACCCGCUCUAUGGGGGGAGUUGAAGAGCCUUUAUCCCCAAAGAAGGAAGAGUUGGAGCUCAGCCUGGAGGAGGAGCUGCUGGAGGUACGCCGAGCCCCACAGCGCAGAGGUGCCCCACGUCCUAAGCAAUGCAAACCUCAUAUAAUUCGCUCUGUGGAGGACAUCACAGAGGAUGAGCUGCAGCUGGUCGCAGAGAACAUGACAGAUAAAGUCUACAAUACAGUCACUGGCUCCACAUGUCACCAGUGCCGUCAGAAAACCAUUGACACAAAGACUUGCUGCCGCAGUGAGGACUGUCGGGGGAUUCAGGGUCAGUUUUGCGGGCCGUGUCUGAGGAACAGAUAUGGGGAGGAUGUCAAGAAGGCACUGCUUGAUCCGGAGUGGAGGUGCCCUCCCUGUCGAGGCAUUUGCAACUGCAGUUUCUGCCGCCAGCGUGAUGGUCGCUGCCCAACCGGCAUCCUGUUUCCCCUCGCUCAGUUCCAUGGCUUCUCUGAUGUCCACUCCUACCUCACCAGCCUGCGCAAUAAACUGAAGGGUGAGGAUGAUGUAGAGAUGUGAUGUGAGCACUAGGGGGAGCCGUUUCUCUAAACAUAUUUUUAAAUCCUGUUUGCACAUGUUCCAUUUUAACCAAAUAAAGAGAUUUUUUUAUCA